UCUGGAUAAAGUCAACGCUGGAAAAAGGGCCAACGGCAAGUUAGCUUUGCAAAAAUUCGUGGGAAUAUUGUAACCUAAUUUCUAGACAUCCCCGACGAGACGACGUCGUUCUCGUUGACUGGAUUUCAGUUGUUGAAUGUUGAAACCUUUGCUCCUCCGUCCGCCUCUUCCGGCUUCUCGUAUUCGACUGAUUCAAAUAUCCAUCGAAUUUCUCCGCAAUCACAACUCGGCAAUGCUUCUUCUGACUCCAAAACCUCAACUUCAUUUUCUCUUGUGGUCAAUCAAACGGUAUUCUCAUCUGCACACCCUACCCGUCUGUCCCUCCACAAAUGAUGCCAUAGAUCAAGUCUUCCGCAUAAUUACUACCUCAUCCACCCCACAAUCCCUUAGAAACUCCCUUAAAACCUCCCAAAUCCCGCUCUCAAACGACUUAGCUGAUAAAGUCCUAAAAAGGGUCCGUUUUUCCCACUCCAACCCACAACAAGCAUUGGAAUUUUUCAGAUUUGUUUCUGGCAGAAAAGGGUUUUUUCAUACUCCUUUCUCCUUGGACACAAUGCUAUACAUUCUUGGUAGAAGCCGUAAAUUCAAUGAAAUAUGGGACCUUUUGUUGGAAACUAAGAAAAAGGACCAGUCUUUAAUAACACCGAGGACUGUUCAAGUUGUUUUGGGUAGGAUAGCUAAAGUUUGUUCAGUCUGGCAGACGGUUGAGUCUUUUAAAUGCUUUAGAAAGCUCAUUAUUAAGUUUGAUGUUAGUUGUUAUAAUGCGUUGCUAAGGACAUUGUGCCAAGAAAAGAGCAUGAGUGAUGCUAGGAAUGUAUAUCACAGUUUGAAGCACGAGUUUAGGCCUGAUUUACAGACUUUUAAUAUCCUGUUGUCAGGAUGGAAGUCGCCUGAGGAAGCUGAAGCAUUUUUUGCAGAAAUGGAGGACAUGGGGGUUGAGCCGGAUAUUGUGUCCUAUAAUUGCUUGGUAGAUGUGUAUUGUAAGGGAAGACAGAUUGAGAAUGCUGUUAAGGUAAUGAACAAAAUGAGGGAGGAAGGGAUUGAUUUAGAUGUGAUAACAUAUACUAGUCUGAUUGGGGGGUUGGGAUUGGUUGGUCAACCAGAUAAGGCAGCAGAGGUUUUAAAGGAGAUGAAAGAGUAUGGGUGCUAUCCGGAUGUCCCAGCAUAUAAUGCUGUCAUUCGAAACUUUUGCAUUGCUAAAAGGUUAGGAGAUGCAUACAAGUUGAUGGAUGAAAUGGUGGGAAAGGGAUUGAGCCCGACCGCUACAACUUAUAACGUGUUCUUUAGGUCUUUUUAUUGGGCAAAUGAUUUGAGGAGCUCCUGGAGCUUAUAUAUGAGGAUGAGGGAGACAGGGUGCUUGCCUAAUACACAAUCAUGCAUGUUUUUAAUUCGUUUGAUGAGGAGGCAGGAGAAGGUGGAGAUGGCUCUUGAAUUAUGGAAUGAUAUGGUGGAUAAGGGUUUUGGGUCGUACAUUUUGGUUUCUGAUGUUUUACUUGAUUUGCUCUGUGAUUUGGGAAAGUUGGAGGAGGCUGAGAGGUGUUUCUUGCAGAUGGUGGACAAGGGCCAGAAGCCCAGUAAUGUUUCCUUUAAAAGGAUCAAGGUGCUUAUGGAAUUGGCUAACAAGCACGAGGCCCUUCAGAAUUUGUUCGAGAAGAUGUCUGCUUUUGGUUCGUCACUCCAGCUAAGAAGAAGUGAAGGGGGUGAAUUAGAAAGGCCUAUUUCAGAUUUUAUUUCCAGCUAAAACAUGAGGUCCGAGGAAAUGUUUUAUACUAAAAUUCAAUUUCAUACUAAUCCUUGUUCAAUGAGGAUAUACUACAUCUUCACCUUUGAAGCCAGAGCAUUACAAUCAAUUCUGCCAUUGUUCCCUGGGACUUAUGCAAGCAGAGAUCUGGAAAAAUAUUUGAUAUCUAGGAAUAUUCCUGAACACUGCAUUUCACUAUUGAAAUCCUUUCUUUAGAAUAUGGUCGCCAGGGACUAGCAGAAGGAAGAAGAGAUAAAGUCAAUGUUUGGUUAUUGUUGAAAGGUAAAUAGUGCCAUAAUAUUGAGCGGUUUUGAAGGGAGAAGGGUGAAGGGGGUGGGCAUCAAUGGGAUAUUUUAUCUUGGUUGGAGGAGAAAUUACCAAACGUCUAGCAUAUGUAUUCUAAGUUCUUUACAGAUUUCUGGUGUUUUUUUUUUUUUUUUUUUUUUUUUUUUUUUUUUUUUUUUUUUUUUCAGGAAUAUGGUUUUUGUAUUAUUUGGUCAGGUGAAGUUUCAACUGUCAUCUUUCUUUAUCAGAUAACGAGUAACUUUGUGGCGAUGGAUGGAAGCAUUGACCAGCAAGAUAUAAAGCUAAAAUAUUUUGUCAUGUGCAGAAAUAUAUCAUCCCAAAUGAGGAAAGUCUGGUUUUAACGAUUUCUGGGUAGAGAUGUUUGCCACUUCAUCAUUGGGUGUAUAUGUUUAAUAUAUUGUUGUGUGAAUUGGAAGCCUAAGGAUGGUUUUAAAUUGAUCAAGAGGGAUGAAAGAGAGAGGGAUAAGUUGAUCUAUUGAGAGAAUUUGACUUACCCAUACUUAGAAAUCAGCUUGUGUUCAAUACCAGCAGGCUUGCAUUAAAGAACCGUGUGCUGUUAUUCUAGAGGUAGAUAAUUUUACUUACACGAUGACUAAGAAUUCUUUGAUAGGCUGCAUUACCAUGGAUCUUCACUCCUUUAUCCUAGUUGGCCAGUGGUGUUACUUAUGUGGAAAUAUCUUCAGCCCCCAUUUGGCCCCCAAUUUUUUGGUAAUGAAAAUGGGUGGAAUGGUAUUUUUGAAAAAAAUGAGUGGUUGAAAAAGAAGGAAAUUUUUUCGAUUUACGUGUAAUAUUAUUUUAUGGAAGAUUGUGUCGUUGAAAAUAUGAGAGAUAAAAAAAAAAAUGUAAUGUAAUGUAAUUUAAUGGGGGCCAAACGGGGGCCAAGUAUAUGAUUCAAAUUAAAUGUUCUUGUGAGAUGUAUUCCAUACUUGUGUUGUACAUUUUACAGCUUCAAACGGUCAACAAUACUUCCUUUUUCUGGAGAAAUUUCUCUUUCCUCCAAAACUUUGGUUAUUUGCUUUGUUUGUUACAUUUUUAUAUUCUAGGAAUUCAUAUGAUUGAAUAUUUUCAUAAGAACUCCCUACAGGAUACAUUGAUGUCUGGUGUUCCUGACAGAUUCUGAAAAUUUAUGCUGCUGUCUAUCUUCUUAAAAGUUAGAGGCAUAAGCAGAUCUGGAUUUUCCUGAGUCUGCUCCAGGAGGCAUAUAGAUAAAUUUUUGAGUCUAGUGGAGUUGAGAAAUAUUAGAAAUUACUUUAUAAACAUUAACUGCUCAUUACAUGUGUUAAAGGCUUCUAAUUAUGAAGAAAAAACUGCCUUAUCACUGAGUAAUGAAACCUAAUUUCUUUGUUGAAUUCUUACAAUUGUUUCAUUCUGAAGCAUGGACCAUAUUAUAUUAUUAACAUUUCAAAAUAUCCCCUGACAGGAAUUUGUAUUGGCUAGCCUAUUGAAUCUCUCAAGGUAUAUGAACUUUUCUGGAGAAAUUUUUGCCAGCCUCAUUUUGCAUCCCUCGUACACUCUUUAGAAACUGUUUUUCCAAUUCCUUGGCAAUUGCCAAUGCAACUGCUUUCCGAAUUUUGGUUUUAACGGAUUAAAGGAACUUCUCUUUCUAUAAUCUCAAGAAAAUAAACUGUUCUCCUUGUUCUUGGCAAAUCUGAAUGCUUUCUGGUUGAGGAUCUUGAUGCUGCGAUUAACAUCAUAAGACAAGUGUCUGCUAAGGACGUUGGAGUACAUUCUUUCAGUGUUGCAGUUCUUUAAAACUUUUGUUUUCAAAUCCUCAAAUAGUGCACGUGCCGAAUUAGUAUCAAUGUAUCCUAGCACGUGUACUAAAAAUAAAAAUAAUACAAAAAUGAAUAACACGCUCCAAAUGGAGAAUGACACUUGCAGAAGCAGGUAUGACAGGCAAUGGGCUCUUCAUCUCUGACAUAAACGACAUUGAAUUUCCAUUCUUCCUGAGAAUCAGACAUCAUUUUCUGUUACGUCAAGUUGGUUAUAUUAACUGUUCACAAAAUCUGCAGCUACAUGCAUUUUUCACUUUAAGAGUUCCAUCAUUACUAUUUGUAUUACACAAAUACAAUUGAACUUUUGUUGAUGAUAUAUAUAUAUAUUGCACUUCAAGUUGGAAGAUUAAGACAGAUCCCACUUAUAUUGGCUAAAUUUUCAAAUUCUGGUGUUUUAUGUGGGGUUCUUGCUCAUAAAUCAUUUCUCAGUCAUAUGUUUUUUCAAGUUUAUGAUUAACGAAAAAUGCCUGUCAAGUGUCUCACAUCCUUGUUUCAGGUCUUUGACAGAGAUAUUUUGGCUCCUUCAAAUGAGAAGUAAUACAAGAUAAUGAUAUGAAUCAUUCUUUCAAGGAGGGAACCUCUAAUUCCCAACCGAUUUCGACUAGAGUUUUUUGAGAAGAAAAAAAGACUGGAACUUAUUUUGAUGUGGGAGAACCAUUUUACUCAAAUGGUAUAUUAAAAACUGAAGAAAAAUUGUGGAAUGAGUUACUGGGCUGCUAUUAGUUCUGUUGGUUUGGUGGCAAGGCCAUAACCAUAUGGAAAUAGGGGAUCAUUUUGUGGAUUGCCGACAUUCAUCAGAAGCUGAUAGACAGUCGUCAUCCAAGUGCGGGCAAGUUUCCUGUGAAACCAUAGUUGCUGUAAGGAAUGUCAGCAAUCCCUUGGCCUUCAGUCCCCAGAAGCCAAGCAGCCACCGGUGCUUCCAUUUUAAGGUUCGACUACAACUGAGCGCCCGAAAAUGAUUAUGAAAACAUUUCACAGAUUCACACGCUUUAGUUAUUGUACUGUAACCUGGUUCAAUGGUUCAGAUAUUGUCAAAUCUUUGCUAUCUCCAACAUACUCUGAGUACGGUAGUUCACCCAUGGUGACAAUAGCAUAAGAGAAGUCAUUGGAGUAUAAGAAUUACCUGUCGGUGUUUUCAUUGUAUAUAAAUUAUCUGCUGGGAUCUACAGUGUUCGUGACGGCUGUUAGUAUUGUAGUACCGCACCCAUGAUGACAAUAGCAUAUCAGAAGUCAUUGGAGUAUAAGAAUUCCCUGUCGGGGUUUUCAUCGUGUAUAAAUUCUCUGCUGGGAUCUACAGUGUUCCCGACGGCUGUUAGUAUUGUAGUACCCCACCUAUCAAACAAGACGAAUCGGAUGAAUUUUCCAUAUCUGGUUCUGAAUUCUUAA
Messenger RNA from Olea europaea var. sylvestris, 5208 nucleotides. RefSeq names its product putative pentatricopeptide repeat-containing protein At1g02420. The coding region runs from base 137 to 1741 and encodes 534 amino acids. Lineage: Eukaryota; Viridiplantae; Streptophyta; Magnoliopsida; Lamiales; Oleaceae. Gene Ontology annotation, molecular function: protein binding. The record is from RefSeq and is a predicted model, not a curated record. The transcript has 2 exons.